Messenger RNA from Drosophila kikkawai, 5244 nucleotides. RefSeq lists its product as uncharacterized. The record is from RefSeq and is a predicted model, not a curated record. Gene Ontology annotation, biological process: DNA integration. Gene Ontology annotation, molecular function: nucleic acid binding. NCBI's taxonomy places the organism in Eukaryota, Metazoa, Arthropoda, Insecta, Diptera, Drosophilidae.
AUGGCUCCGGAAAGAGAUAUAACGCUAUGCAAAUCUUGCAAUAAGAGCCGCCUAACAAAUGGUGUCCAAAAUUGGGUGCAGUGCGACGCUUGCAAGGAAUGGUACCACUUCGCAUGCGCUGGAGUAGACGACUCUAUUGCGCGUGUACGAUGGACGUGCAACUUGUGCAUACAUGUCGACGGCUCUUCCUCAACAUCGACGCGCGCCGCUAUACAGCCAAACGAAUCGGAAAACGCCGCACCAAACAAAGAUGCCGCCAUAUUGUUAAUGGAACCCAAUUCGAAUAAGCCGGCGGAGACAUCAUUUACUCAAACUUCAAACAACUUAAUGAUGGCGAUGCUGGAAGAAACGCGUGAAUCUGAAAGAAAAUAUAUCGAGCAGAAAAACGCAAUACUGGCACAGCAGCAGGGGAUGCAGGAAAGGCCCAUCCAAUUAUUUGGACCAACUUCAUCUCAACUAGCAGCAAGGCAAAUUCUACCAGCGGACCUGCCGACUUUCAAUGGCAACCCAGCAGACUGGCCAAUCUUCAUAAGCAUGUACGAGAACAGCAGCUCGGUAGCCGGAUUUUCGGACGCAGAAAAUAUGCUUCGGCUCCAGAAGUCUCUCAAAGGAAAGGCUUAUGAAUUGGUACGAGAUAAGCUGUUACUGCCGGCACUGGUCCCAGAGGUAAUCAACACCCUAAAAACCUUCUUUGGGCGACCGGAGCAGAUCCUUGACCGUCUGAUCGAUAAAAUUCGUAAAAUAACUGUACACAAAGACAAACUAGAGUCCCUUAUAGACUUUGCAAUGGCGGUCCGCAACGCGUGCGCCACGAUGGAGGCUUGCAACCUGUACGCACAUCUUGACAACCCAAUGCUUCUGCGUGAACUUGUUGACAAGUUGCCCACUCAACAUAAAUUAAGUUGGGCCUUGCAUCCGCGCAGUCCUUCCAUCCCUGUUGUUAAGUCAUUUAGCGACUGGAUAUAUCAUCUAGCAGAAGCCGCCUCCACAGUCAUGCCUGGACAAAACUCAUGGAGCGUGAACACUCAUACACAAGCAUUUGCCGGAGAAAAGCACCAAGCAAUGAGUGACUCCGAAGACGAUCAGCAACAAGACGCCAAACCAAACCCCGCAUGCGUCAUGUGCAACUCUACCGAACAUUACGCCGCCCAAUGCGAGAAGUUUCUAAAAUUGACAGUUCCGGAGAGACAGCGUAGAAUCAGCGAUGCCAAAGCUUGCUACAGAUGCCUGAAGACUCACCGACGUAAAUGCUUCUCCAAACGUGAUUGCGGUGUUGAUAAUUGCCAAUCGAAGCACCACCCUCUUCUCCAUAGAGACGCACCUAGGCCCGAACUCGUCAGUGCUCAUCAUAAGGAAGCAGACUUCGAAGAACAAUACUUUCGAAUUUUGCCAGUGACUCUGUAUGGAAACGGAGUAAGGAUCAACACGUAUGCGUUCCUGGAUGAGGGCUCAUCUGUGACAUUAAUCGACGAAGGAAUUCUAAAACACCUCAAAGUUUGCACAUCACCCGAACCACUCUGUUUGCAGUGGACCAGCAACACCACCCGUACAGAGGAAACGUCUUUCAAGGCCCGAAUGCAAAUAUCGGAGAUGGGGAGUGGAAGAAAAUUGUGGCUUAACAACGUACACUCAGUCAAGCACCUCGCGCUACCAAAGCAAACUGUCGAUGUAAAUAAACUCGUCGGCAGAUAUAAUCACUUACACGGAUUGCCAAUAAAAUCAUAUUAUAAUGCUGAACCGAUGCUACUAAUUGGCGCUAACAACUGGACCUUGGCUGUUCCUCGCAAAAUUCGUGAGGGAAGACGCAACGAGCCCAUCGCCUCAAAGUGUACUCUCGGAUGGAGUAUUCAAGGCACAAGCAACGCCAACAGAAAUUAUUCCUUCCAUCACUGCGUUUGCAACUGGAACGACAUCGAAAAGGCAGUAAGAGAAAGCUUCAACGCAGAUCCUAUCGCACCGCGAGAGCUCUUCUCCAAAGACGACGAAAAGGCUAAAGGAAUUCUGGAGGAAACAUGCAAGAAAGUAAACGGUAGAUAUCAAAUUGGCUUGCUCUGGCGAGACAAGAAUUUAAUUCUCCCAGAGAGCUACUCAACCGCACUUAAACGCCUCGAAUGCCUAAGACAGAAAAUUAACAAAAAUCCAGAACUAUUUGACCAAAUUCAAAAUCAGAUUGACAACUUAGUCGUAAAAAACUACGCGAUCGAACUGCAACCCGCAGAUAUAGCUGAGGACACAAACCGUGUAUGGUACCUCCCUAUAUUUAUCGCACUAAAUCCAAACAAGCCAAAUAAAAUAAGACUAGUUUGGGACGCAGCUGCAAAGAGCCACGGCAAAUCCCUCAAUGACUUUAUGCUAAAUGGACCGGAUUAUUUAAACUCGCUAACCGAAGUCCUAAUGGCAUUCAGAGUGGGCCGUAUAGGCGUGUGCGCGGACAUCGCUGAGAUGUUCCACCAAAUUAUCAUCCAGCAGAGCGACAUGCAUGUUCAACGAUUUUUGUGGCUUCAUAAGAAUAAUAAAACUCCACGUAUAUUCGUCAUGCGUGCAAUGACAUUUGGUAUCUGCUGCGCGCCCUGCAUUGCUCAUUAUGUACGUGACAAAAACGCGCAGGAGUUCAAAGAUCAGUGUCCCCGAGCUUUCGAGUCUAUAACAGAGGCUCAUUAUGUGGACGAUCUCAUAGACAGCUACACCGACGACUCUGAGGCGAUCGCAGUAACCACAAAAGUCCGUGACAUCCAUGCUGAGGGAGGCUUCACUAUUAGAAAUUGGAUCUCAAACUCUACCGCCAUCCUAAAGCAUUUUGGAGAGCGCCAAAUAGACGAGCAGAACCCCAAAGAGCUUGGAGACCCCGAGAAGGUUCUCGGUAUGUAUUGGGAACCCUCGAACGACGUUUUUAAGUAUACUUUCAGAUUUGCGAGACUUAAAAGAGACGUACUAAACGGAGAAACUGUACCAACAAAACGUGAAGCCCUACAAGUUCUGAUGUCCAUUUUCGAUCCUUUGGGCCUGCUAUCAUGUUACACAAUCGGUCUUAAAAUGCUACUGCAGAAAGUAUGGCGUGCAGGCAUAGACUGGGACGAGGAAUUACCCGACACUUUACUCGGAUCAUGGCGACAAUGGAAAACUGUCCUUCUUCAAGCUGCUAAAUUGGAAUUUCCUCGCUUCUACUCAACUCUGCUACCGAAUGCUGACCAGAUUGAUUUGCACACAUUUGUAGAUGCGAGCGAGUACGCCUACGCAGCAGUUGCGUAUCUUCGUAUCAAGCAGGGAGCCGAUAUCGACACAGUCCUAGUAGCAGCUAAAUGUAAGGUUGCCCCGCUAAAGCCAGUUUCAAUACCACGCAUGGAACUCCUGGCAGCAGUAAUGGGAGUGAACUUAGCCAAAAAAGUUAUUAAUAUUAGAAGGCUCAACAUUAACUCAAGCACAUACUGGUCAGACUCAAAAACAGUACUGCAGUGGCUGGAUAUGGACCCUCGAAAAUUUCAAGCCUUUGUCAUGCAUAGAGUUGGGGAGAUAAUAGAUCACACAAGUCGAGCUCAAUGGCGCUGGAUACCGACCAAGGAAAAUGUUGCAGACUCAGCCACAAAGUUUAUCAAAUCUCCUAACGCUAAUCGCUGGUUAAAAGGUCCCCAGUUCCUAGCCAAGCCAGAAAACGAAUGGCCAGAACAAGACAUUACUCUCGAAAGUGGCGAACCGACGGAGCUACGUAAGCAUGUCUUCAUUAUAAACCAACUAAAGCAUUUUGAUUUUGCAGAGGAAUACUUUUCUGACUGGAGACGCCUGUAUAGAGCCGUGGCAACCUUUAUGCUAUACAUUAAAAGAAUACGCGCUAAAUGUCUUGGAAAUCCACUGCCAAAAACUUUAGACCCCGAAAUCAUAAGCAAAGCGAAGUCGUGGAUAUAUAAACAGGCACAAUCUAGGACAUACUAUGCCGAAAUCACUGCUCUCAAAAAUAACACGGCCGUGAACAAAUCAAGUCCUUUGAUUGCUCUGAAUGUCUACUUGGAUGAGGAAGGCGUGCUACGUGUUCAGGGAAGAAAAUAUAACAUAAAUCCUGACGAUGCUGUCGUUCUGCCAAAGAGGUCUCGAAUUGCAUUUUUGAUCACGAAAGAUUUCCAUGAAAAAUCACAUCACAUAAUGCACGAAUCGACAAUAAAUAUCAUAAGAAACGACUUCUACAUACCUCGUCUACGAGUGCUGUAUAAAACAGUUCGGAAGGCCUGUCAAAAAUGCAAAAUCGCCACAUCCAGGCCCGAAGUACCUCAAAUGGCUGCAAUACCAGCCGCACGACUAGCCUCCUUCGAGAGACCCUUUACAUACACAGGAGUUGACUACUUUGGUCCCAUACUAGUUAACGUCGGCAGACACAAGGAAAAACGAUGGGGAGUCCUCUUUACAUGCCUGACACUGAGAGCCGUACAUAUAGAAGUGGCCUAUAAACUUGAUGUAAGCUCGUGUAUAAUGUGUCUUCGAAAUUUCAUGACACGUCGCGGGACUCCAAAAGAAAUCUUCUCCGACAACGGAACCAACUUUAAAGCAACUGAGAAGAUGGUGAAAGAAGAACUCAAAAAGAUUGACUUUGACGAAAUCACUAUAAAGUAUGAGGCGAUUAAAUGGCACUUCAACCCACCAGCGGCACCGCAUAUGGGAGGUGCUUGGGAGCGACUCGUCAGAUCAGUUAAGACUGUUUUGAAAUCAAUCUGCCCAACUAGUAACUUCAAUGACGAGACCCUUCGAACAGCUCUUAUGGAAGCAGAAAACGUCAUCAAUUCUAGACCACUAACCUUUGUCUCUUUAGAUUCAGGCGACGACGAAGCGCUCACCCCAAAUCAUUUACUUCUGGGAUCGACGAGCGGCUAUAAGCGCAUGGCAGACGACAACACCGAUCUAAGGCUGCGUUGGCAACAGACUCAACUAUUCGCGGACAAGUUCUGGAGCCGCUGGGUGAAGGAAUUCACCCCAGACUUGACCAGACGUAGCAAGUGGUUCACCAAACGUCCCCCAAUAGCUAUCGGCGACAUUGUUAUAGUAGUCGACGAUCAACUUCCAAGGAACAUGUGGCCCAAAGGACGCAUCACUGAAGUAGUGACGGCCAAAGAUGGCCAAGUUCGACGAGCUACAAUUUGGACACCGAAAGGAAUCAUGGUCCGCCCAGUGGCCAAGAUUGCUAUCCUAGACGUCGGCCUAAAAGACGGUGAAGAUCCGAAGGACGUUCACGGGGGGGGGAAUGUUACCGCCAUAAAAUAG